This is a messenger RNA of Gymnodraco acuticeps, 546 nucleotides long. Its product is annotated as dynein intermediate chain 2, axonemal-like. NCBI's taxonomy places the organism in Eukaryota, Metazoa, Chordata, Actinopteri, Perciformes, Bathydraconidae. The annotation marks the transcript as partial. The transcript is spliced from 2 exons. The record is from RefSeq and is a predicted model, not a curated record.
CAGCUCUGUGAGUUACUGAGUAGUUUAACCGGGAAAACAACGCGUUUAAUCCGGUAAUUAUUCAUUGUUUUACCGUCAUUUAGUCGGGGGUUUACCCGGUAAUCCAUCCCUGUGUUAUCAGCCCCAUCAUUCAGUGAUUAAUCCGUUAUUUAGUCGGAGUUUGGUCCGUUAUUUAGUCUUGGUUCGGUCCGUUAUUGAGAGAUGGAGAUCGUGCUCGGGUACCCGCGGCUGCGCAGUGAGUUCGGCCGGCAGCCGCUGCUCUCGGACCGGCCCGCGAGCCUGAUAUUGGACCUCCCUCCGGAUCCGAGCCUGGCCCCCUGCUUUCUGCUGAAGAAUCCCCGAGAUCAGGGCCUCCAGGCCGCCAGGGACAUGUCCGAGCACCAGGUGAACACUGAGCGCUUUGAGUCCGACAGCUGUGGGAUAAACCAUGUGGAAGGGGGGUGGCCCAAGGACGUGAACCCCCAGGAGAUGGAGCAGACCAUCCGCUUCAGGAAGAAGGUGGAGAAGGACGAGAGCUACGUCAACAGCCUCCUGCAGCUGGGGGGG